GAUCCUCGGCGCCAAAUAAAUACGCCAGAGCUGUGCCUUGGCCAAGCCACGUCGCAAAGUCCCUUCCCCAGCUUCCCCUCCUCCGCGUCGUUCUGUCUACCAGCACCAAGUCACUUUAAAAGCCUCUCCUACAACCUCAAACGACACCUCGACGAAAGCUAUACCUACGAUGUCUGACGAACGAACUGUUUCCCAGGGCCAGGCUUCCAGCUCCGGCGGAAGGAACAGAAUGGUGGACUCUGUGCAGACCAAGGCCCAGGAAGUCCUGCAAGAGGACUACGACAAGGCCAGAGGUUUGGUCGCCGAUGCUGCCAAAAGCAAGGCCUACCUGUACCCCAUCAAGGGAAUCAUCUACUUCGCAACCCACCGAACGCUGUGGAAGCCCCUCUUGUCGCGCAUCGGAUCCUACCUGCUCCUGUCUGCCGGUGUCGUCACUGGCAUGUUCGUCUUCACCUACGUGCCACAGCUUGCGCUCCUCGUUUUCGUCAACGGCCCGCUAGCUGUCUUCACCACCGUCUUUUUGAUCCUGAACGAGAGUUCGGCAAUCAUCAACUUCCUCUCGCGAUCCUUCCUACUCCAGGACGCGAUCUUGGACACCUUUGACGGCACUCUUCUUCUCAAGGAUGAGGACGGUAUUGUGAGGGAAGGCAGACAGCUCAGGCCCGGGUCUGACCCCAUGCAGAAGCUGGGCAAGGUUCUCAAGAGCCCCUUUGAGAAAUACAGCCCCAAGGCUCUCAUCAGAUACCUCAUCUACCUGCCCUUGAACUUCAUUCCUGUCGUGGGAACCGUCAUCUUCAUCUCUCUCCAGGCUCGUAGCAGAGGCCAGGCCGUCCACGGUCGUUACUUCCAACUCAAGAACUGGUCGUCUUCCAGAAGAGCCGACUGGCUGAAGAGACACGCCGGACCUUACACUGCCUUUGGCCUAGUCGCAACCGCCCUCGAGAUGAUCCCUUUCGCUAGCGUUAUCUUCACAUUCACAAACGCAGUCGGUGCUGCUCUCUGGGCCGCCGAUAUCGAGGCCAAGGAUACUUCCAUGACGGAUAGCACGGCUCCCACGCUUCGAGAGACGGCACAAAAGGCCGAGUAAACGACGGAUGACUGCAUCGUGGAGUCAUCUCUAAGUUUUUUUUGGCGGGAUCGGCUUGGCAUUAGGAGAUACCGACCCCUCUUUUGACCGGAUCUUCGUGCCACAGCAUCUUGACAGCAGUGACGGAUUCAAUGCAACAUGGGCCGAAGCUUUCAGCUGAACAGCACUUACAAUUCUCGUCGGUGUUGUUAGAUGCGCGAGGCAUAUCUAACGAAGCGUACGUUUAGAAGCAAUCGAUGAAGAGGAGCUAAGAAGCUCCGAACGAACACGAAAGAAAAAAAGGAACUUUUACCGUAAUAAUUAAUUUACGAACUUUAACUCUGCGCGUUACGGUACCUUUGAUGUCCCACUCUUGAAGUCUUGCAUUAAUUUCGGCCGCCGCGACUUGUCUUGGAGACUGCAGCACCGGCUUUGUUGUAGUUCGUAGAACACCAGCUAGAUAAUCGCGCUGUAGAUCGAGACGUUUGCC
Molecule: messenger RNA, 1556 nt
Organism: Colletotrichum phormii
Lineage: Eukaryota; Fungi; Ascomycota; Sordariomycetes; Glomerellales; Glomerellaceae
Exons: 6
Coding region: 170-1087 (305 amino acids)
Cellular component (GO): lipid droplet; prospore membrane; ascospore wall
Source: RefSeq, a predicted model, not a curated record